Neopelma chrysocephalum (saffron-crested tyrant-manakin) is the source of this 3517-nucleotide messenger RNA. It is a transcript of the gene NIPAL2, whose product is annotated as NIPA like domain containing 2. NCBI's taxonomy places the organism in Eukaryota, Metazoa, Chordata, Aves, Passeriformes, Pipridae. Bases 273 to 1376 code for a protein of 367 amino acids. Gene Ontology annotation, molecular function: magnesium ion transmembrane transporter activity. Gene Ontology annotation, cellular component: membrane. The transcript has 11 exons. Gene Ontology annotation, biological process: magnesium ion transport. The record is from RefSeq and is a predicted model, not a curated record.
UCAAGCUCCCCUUCCUCUCCUAUGCUACAACUACUCUCCAGCUGAGGGUCUCCUGGUGUACACCUGCAGUCGCGGCCCUCGGCUGCAGCCUCGGCUGCACCGGCAAUCGCAGCCUCUACACCUGCGUGCACACUGACCCCUGCCAGCAGCCUAUCCCACACCAGGAAGUGAGUGCCACGUCCAGAUCCUGUUCGCCUUUCCUCACAGCCACCCAUCCCCACUGGUGUGACAGUGCAUGGCAUGGCCAGUGGCUGGGGCCUGAGGGCAGGGACAUGGGCAUCAUCCCAGUUUCAGAGAGGGCGUCUUGGAAUGCAUCCUUUGGGGGACCAGGCACCGUGAGUGGGCCCCUCUCUGGCCCCUGGUACAGCACACACAAGACUCAGCUCUUGGGAGUUUUACUUGCUGCUGCUUCAAAUUUGCUGAUUAGUGUCUCUUUGAGUGUACAGAAAUGCGCUCAUCUCCGACUGGCUUGCCAAACUGAGCUGAAGCCCUACUACACGAGCAAGCUGUGGUGGUGUGGGAUUAUCCUCCUGGGGCUUGGAGAGGUGGGCAAUUUCGCAGCCUACGGAUUUGCCCCCAUUGCUCUUGUUACUCCACUGGGAUGUGUAUCUGUCAUAGGUAGUGCAUUUAUUUCUGUCUUUUUCCUAAAGAAGACCAUGAGGACUGCUGAUAUAUUGGGUGGAACACUGACAGUAACAGGGACAUACUUGUUGGUGACAUUUGCUCCAAAUGUACCUCAAGAGCUCACAGCAAGACAAGUACAGAAUUACUUAGUGAGCUGGCCUUUUUUGGUAUAUUCAAUCUUAGAAAUUUUAAUAUUCUGCAUUCUUCUCUAUUUUUACAAAAGAAAGGCUGUGAAACACAUCGUCGUUUUGUUAAUGAUGGUAGCGCUACUGGCAUCAAUGACUGUCAUUGCUGUAAAGGCUGUGUCCAGUAUGAUAACACUAUCUGUGAAGGGGAAAAUGCAGCUAACUUAUUCCAUUUUCUAUAUCAUGGUUGCUUUAAUGGCAAGUUCUUGUGCUUUUCAAGUCAAGUUCUUGAAUCAAGCAAUGCAUCUGUAUGAAGCAACAGCAGUUGUGCCCAUUAAUUUUGUGUUCUUCACCACCAGUGCCAUAAUUUCAGGGGUCAUAUUUUAUCGGGAAUUCCAAAGUGCAGCUUUCCUGAGUGUGUUCAUGUUUCUGUUCGGGUGUCUACUGUCUUUCCUUGGUGUGUUUAUAAUUGCAAGAAGUAAAAAAGAGGAGCAUUUACAAAUUCCUUUUAUUGACUGUGGACAUAUUCCUGGACACAAAUUGACAGGGAAAAUACAACCAGAUUCUCAGAGUUCAUGCUAUGGCACACUGAAUAAGGAAGAUGACUCGGUGAACAGUCAAAGCUGAAAGAAGAAAGGACCUUACUUGCCAACUAACAGGAGGAAUACCACUGGAACAAGGCGCAGCAGCACUUUUUUGUUGAACAUAUUUAAGUACACAUUGAACUCCUGUAUGUUGAUGAGUCAUAGUAUUAUUUAAUCCUAAUUAAUUUAUUCUGUGAUUCUACCAAAUGGGUUCUAAAUAUAAAGGAAGCCUUAAGAAAAACUAAAUAACCAUUAAUGAUACAGAAUAUUCUCCUAGUAUCAAUGCCUCUUGGGGAUAUUUUUAGAGUCUUAAUUGCCUUGAAAUGCAAAUAGGCACAGAACAGGAUUAUAAAAAUUCCCCUUUGAAACCCCUCAGAUCUUAAAGACAAGGUGGGAAAUGAGAACUUUCAUAAGGGACUUCAAAGUAUUCUGCUAUAUGUACAAUUCCUUUUAAAUCUGUUCCUUCCUGUUCAGGAGUCAAAGCUGUGGGCAUAUAUACAGUGGACACAAAUAGGUAAACACAAAGAAUUUUGGAUUGUAUGUAGAGGGACAAUCCUGAUUAUAUCCUACCAUCAGAUUGGUUCUCUUAUCUUCCAAGGAAAUAAACACUUGUGUGAGGAGGAGGAAGAGAAUAUUUGCAAUAAACAUAGGCACAUGGGCACGUGCAUACAUCUGAGGUGCCCAGCCAAGGUAGGUCUAGGGAAUUAUGCUUGACAUUUUACAUCCUUUGACAAGAGUCCUGUGCGCUGGGCUCUAUGACCUGUUAGCAUAGUCUGUCCUGAGUUUAGCUUCUUUUUCAGCAAAAGAAGGUUUUAGUGAAGAAAGUACAUAGUUCUUCAGAGGAAGUGGGGUAGCCAGGCUCCCUCUCUUGAUGUGUCUUGGAAAAAUACUCCUAAAAAAGAAAAGUAGGGCACCUCCUUGUUACCACUGCUAAAGCUGUGUGAGGAAAGGCUGUAAAAAACAGAACCACAAAGAGUCAUGGUAACUGUACCUCUUUUCCUUCAUUAAAUGGUAGGGUCUCCACAUUGAUUUAAAGAGCCAGAAGUGAUGGGAAAGAUGGCAAUACAGGCUCUGUAUUCAGAUUUAGGAGGUCUGUGUGUCCCUCAGUCCCAGAUGCCCAGCGAAAAAAAGCUGCUUCUGGGCGUUCAUCAUGGGCCCACUUAACCCUGCCUGGUAGUACUGAUACACCUCAGCCAGCACAGUGGGGAGCAGACACAUCCUCUGCAUAAAAACUUAAAGUGCUCUUGAAAAAUGUGCAUGUCUUGUUUUAGGUUUAAGUUAAUCUGCAGUAAUGGAUAGGGGCCAUAGACUGUGUGUAUUUUGUUUCAGUGAGAUAAGAGGAAAUGAGGUCUCUUUUUCUUUCUCAAAUAAUUUUUAAUUUAAUUUUAAAAUAGCUACAGUUGAAGAUCCAUAAGGCAAUUUAAUUUCAAAUGCUACAAAGCACACACAGAGCUGCAGUUUUUCCUGUGGAGCAAUGGCCCAGGAACUAGGGCAUGUGGGGACUUGUGAAGCUGUUUUUCAAUAUGGACCUUUCCCAGCUGACACAGGACAAGGCUCUCUGUCUGCACCUUACUUGUACUAGCUGCCUGGCUUGGCCUUCCUUUCCCCUCUUACAGCUUGAGUUGAAGUUUCUAAAGCUUAAAUAAAAAUUUUAAAAAGCACAUUAUUUUCACAUGCUUACUCCAGGGAGUAAGAGCAUGCCUCUCUCUUUCUUUUGCAGGUCAAAUUUAAGCUUCUUUUUAAGUCCCAAGUGAGAGUAUGUGCUAAAGAUGGAAAUAGGAGGCCUACAGGCUUUUGUUCUGUGACCUGGGAAACAAAUGAGUGAAAGGGUUUGGUUUUGUUGCUUUUUUGAAAUGAUUGGCCUUGGGCAUCUUUCCGAAAUCUGUUUCCAUGACUCAAGAGGUCUGGAGGAGGUAAUAAAGGUUACCAGGUAUAGGAUUUUCUCUUUAGAGUAAGAAAUCAAAUGUAAAAAUCUGUGGCAAAAGUUAUUAUUUAUUUUGUAUUUCUGUAUUUCUUCUUGAACAAUGCUUUUUUUUUUUCUUCCUAUGGGUUUAUACAAAAAUUAUAAGGGUUAAAAUGUUGUCUUUAAAUCCUAACAUAUUUGAAAGUAAUUUAUGGAGCAAAACACUGGUGAGAAUUAUAUGCAAUUAAAAGUUGUGAUUUGACAUGGUCUUUGUAACUCAA